CCAGCCCCUCAAACAAGGAAGGAUGGCUUUAAAUCUCUAUUCCCACAGCUCUGUCUCUGACUGUCUGACUCUUUCUCCUUUCUUCUUCUCUCAGAGACAAAAGAAGUUGUCCUUCUCCAAGCUGCAGCACAAUGACUCGUUCCUCAAGUCUCUGCCUAAAACCAGCUACUACCUGAUCUUUGACCUGCAGAGGCAGCUAUCUGAGCAAGGACUUUUAAAAACUCAUCACAACUUCGAAGAAUUCUACAGCCGCAUCGACUACAGACGUCACCCAUCCAAAAUACUGAAAAGUCUGGAGGGAGUGAGGAGGAGGAUGUUGGAGAGCAGACCUGCAGCUGAUUUGGGGACUUCAGAAAAACAAUCCUGCCCUGGUGAGGAAAAAAGACAUGAGGACAAAAUCUCCACCUUCAGGUUAUCAAAGCAAAUAUCUGAUUCUGGGGGAAGCUCAGAAUUGGUCAUCAGUGGCAUCCCAGAGGAGGACGGAUGUGAGCGACUGUUUCCAAAGAUGAAAGCUCCAACUUUUGCAACCCUGCAGCCCGACUUUAUGAGGAACUUCGGGAGCAAGAUGCCCAUUUUGCAGACCCUCCCUGAGAUUCCAAAGAAGAGCCAGAGAGCAGAGCUUCAUUUGAGACAGCUGAGGCAAAUGCAUGAUCUCUGUUUAAGUAAUAUGGCUCUUUCACAAAAACUGACGGAAAAGGAGACAGACUCUGUGAGCUGGCAGGAGGAGCGAGGACGAGACCCAGAUCUGAUGCCUCCAGGUAUUGACUCAAAACAUGGGAUCACUAGCCGAGCAGACCUGCCACCGCUCUGCUCUCAGAAACAACCAAGAAUUAUUCAAAUCAGCCAACGGACUUCUCCUAAACCAAGCAGUAAGACCCCACUCAGCAGCCAGCGAUGUUCAGAAACUUCUCUAUGUGCAUGCAGCUCUAAAUCACCUGAUCCAUUAUGCAUUGAAGAUUUAUGUCAGCUAAAGAAUGUGCAGGUUGUUGGUCAUGGACUUACAGUUUGGAAUAACUAUGUGGAAGACCUAGAUUACUGAAGGCAAACUAUGAGGUCACAAGUAUACAGACGCUUGACCCUUACACCUACAGGGAUUGUAAUGACAUGUUAUUCAAAUACAUGUACUUUAAUAUUGA
Cheilinus undulatus (humphead wrasse) is the source of this 1136-nucleotide messenger RNA. RefSeq lists its product as uncharacterized. Lineage: Eukaryota; Metazoa; Chordata; Actinopteri; Labriformes; Labridae. The transcript has 10 exons. The coding region runs from base 23 to 1039 and encodes 338 amino acids. The record is from RefSeq and is a predicted model, not a curated record.